Molecule: messenger RNA, 3442 nt
Organism: Amblyraja radiata (thorny skate)
Lineage: Eukaryota; Metazoa; Chordata; Chondrichthyes; Rajiformes; Rajidae
Gene: ano5a
Product: anoctamin 5a
Exons: 22
Coding region: 131-2920 (929 amino acids)
Biological process (GO): chloride transmembrane transport
Cellular component (GO): plasma membrane
Molecular function (GO): chloride channel activity; protein dimerization activity
Source: RefSeq, a predicted model, not a curated record
CCGAUUGAAAACGUAAGAGAAGGCAGGACUUUGCCUUUAAGCCACACGUCGUGGAGAGAGAGGGGAGGAGAGAGGAGAGGAGCGAGGAGCGGGCUGCUGCUGCUGCAGCUGCAGUGGGAGCUGUGUUAAAAUGAUAUCGUACAACAACAAACGGGACGAGACCCUCAUUGAAAUGUCUUCUUCUGCCGGCGAGGAGACGGGAGAUAUUGGGCUUAUUUCUGGCUUUCCAUCGGACUCACCAGGUGAGGAUAAUGGACCUUACUAUGAUCCCUCCAAUGGUACAAGAGAACCGGGAACUCCAAGUAAUUCAGAGGUACUAAGCACUACCACAGAGACUGCUUCCCUAAUCUCGGGUCCAUCAAAGAUGAUUGAUAAACAGAUCCACAGCAAAGACUCUGUCUUCUUUUGCGAUGGAAUUAGAAGGAUUGACUUCAUCCUUUCGUACGUGGACGACCCUAAAGAUGCAGACAAGAAAAUGGAAAGAAGAAAAGAGUUCGAAGACAAUUUGCUGAAGACCGGCCUCGAGCUGGAAACUGAAAAUAAAGAUGAUUCGGAAGAUGGUAAAACCUACUUUGUGAAGGUCCAUGCCCCCUGGGAUGUUCUGGCCAUGUACGCGGAGGUCAUGCACAUUAAAGUGCCCAUUAAGGAGAACGACAUUCCACAAGCGAGGGAGAAUCCAUUUGACCGGUUGCUGAAGCCAUUUCGCCUGGACCCGGCGAUCAUCAACCCAGAGCCUGAUUAUUUCACAGCGCCGUUCAGUAAACAGCGACAAGAGCUCUACUUGAUCAAUAACCCAGAGACCUUCUUCUCACCUUCCACCCGCAACAGAAUUGUUUAUUACAUUCUUUCCCGAUGCAAAUACACAACUGAAGAUGGCAAGAGGAAACUGGGGAUUAAGAGGCUGCUGAACAAUGGAACCUACACCGCUGCUUAUCCGCUUCACGACUGUAGAUACUGGAAGAAGUCCCAUGACUCAAAGAGUGAUAAUGAACGAUACAUAUUAUACAAGCGAUGGGCUCGUUUUGGACAAUUCUACAAGGAGCAGCCUCUUAACCUCAUCAGAAAAUAUUACGGAGAGAAGAUUGGAAUAUAUUUUGCGUGGCUUGGAUUCUACACGGAAAUGUUGGGAAUCGCUGGUGGAGUCGGCUUCCUCUGCUUUUUGUACGGCUGCAUAACCAAGGAUGGAAAUGUGUGGAGUGAUGAAAUCUGUGAUGCGGAGAUCGGAGGCAAGAUAAUUAUGUGUCCACUCUGUGACGGCUGUGACUUCUGGAGAUUGAACAUAACCUGUCAGUCAACCAAGAAUUCUCACUUGUUUGACAACGCAGCUACCUUGUUCUUCGCUGUUUUUAUGGGUAUCUGGGUGACUCUGUUUCUGGAGCUGUGGAAGCGGCGACAAGCCAAGCUGGAGUACGAGUGGGACUUGGUGGACUUUGAAGAGGAGCAGCAGCAGCUCCAGAUCCGCCCUGAAUAUGAGGCAAAUUGUAGUCACCACAAGAAAAACCCUGUCACUCAGGAACUUGAGCCUUAUAUACCGAUAUCGAAUCAAGCGUUCCGCUUUGUUUUGUCGGGAGCUACUGUCUUGUUUUGGAUCUUUCUAAUCCUGAUCUGUAUCAUUGCGGUCAUCGUGUAUCGCCUGUCCAUGUACGCCUCCUUCGCCAAGAUCACGGGGAGCAUGAAGAAUGUGAAGUACAUCGGUACCUUGUUCACCCCGCAGAUGGUGACCAGCGUCACUGCCUCCAUCCUCAACUUCAUCAUCAUCAUGAUCCUCAACUACUUCUACGAGAGGGUGGCCAUCUGGAUCACCGACCUGGAGAUCCCCAAGACUCACCUUGAGUACGAGAACCGGCUGACGAUGAAGAUGUUCCUCUUCCAGUUUGUCAACUAUUACUCCUCCUGUUUCUACGUUGCCUUCUUCAAGGGCAAGUUCCUGGGCUACCCUGGAAAGUACAACAUCCUAUUCGGCUCAUGGAGGAGUGAGGAGUGUGACCCUGGUGGCUGUCUGAUCGAGUUGACCACCCAGUUGACCAUCAUCAUGGCAGGAAAACAAAUUUGGGGUAACAUCCAGGAGUCACUUUUGCCCUGGGUUAAGAACUGGUGGGUGAGCCGGAAAGCCAGGCACCAUCCGGAGCGUCUGUACUCGCGUUGGGAACAAGACCAUGACUUGCAGGACAUGGGCCAGUUUGGCCUCUUCUAUGAAUAUCUGGAGAUGGUGAUCCAGUUUGGGUUUGUGACGCUGUUUGUUGCCUCGUUUCCUCUGGCUCCCGUCCUCGCACUGCUGAACAACAUCAUCGAGAUCCGCGUGGACGCCUGGAAGUUCAUCACGCAGUUCCGGAGGCCAAUGGCAGCCAAGGCCCACAGUAUCGGGAUAUGGCAACAGAUACUCAACAGUGUGGCCAUCGUCUCUGUCGUCAUUAAUGCUUUCAUCGUGGCUUUCACAUCCGACAUGAUCCCACGCCUGGUGUACAAGUAUGCCUACUCGGUAAAUGAUGAACUACCAAUGAAAGGAUACAUCAACAACAGCCUCUCGAUCGCCAACACCUCCGUCUUUGAUGGCAACUCAUUGUACAACGGCAACAUCACAUCUUGCAGGUAUAAGGAUUAUCGCUACCCCUCUGGCCACAGCUUUGAAUACAGGCACACCAUGCAAUACUGGCACAUUCUAGCUGCAAAAAUGGCCUUCAUCAUCAUCAUGGAGCACGUUGUCUUUCUGGUGAAAUUUUCCAUCGCGGCUUUGAUUCCCGACGUUCCAAGCGAGGUGAAGGCCCGGAUCAAGCGGGAGAAGUAUCUGACGCAGAAGAUUCUUCACGAGUACGAGCUGAACAAACUGCGGGAGAUACUGGCGGGCAAGGAGAACGUGGUGGUGAACAAGGAGAUGUCGGCGCAUGCGGAGAAAGUGGAACUCUUGAGCGAGGAGCUCUAGUCCACGCUGUCGCCUGAUGUGGGGGGGGAAACCAAGAACGUUUCAGGUUUUUUUUGGGGGGGAAUAAAUCAAUUUAUUUGAUUCUUCCACAAGAAACAAGAUGGGGAGGAGACAUCGAUUGCGUCUCCACUAAUCACGAUAUCACUGUCACAGCUACCGUCCGGAAAACUGUAUCCUUGGCAAGGAGGCAGUUUCACUGUGACCGCCAUUCUGGGCUUCUGUCGAAACCGACCGACCGCUCACAGUUCCCAUUAUCUUUGUUAUUUGCCUUUCCUCUGAGACAGAGGACGCUUUGAAAGUGAAUGGACCCUAUUCCCGAAUGUCGCCACUCCAGGUGCAAUGAAGAGUGUGGGUAUAACCAUCAGGAAGAAGGUGAAAUUAUAGGACACCAAGAAUAAUUUGACCAUGUAUUAGAAUCAUGAUGCAAAUCUGUGGAUGGAAUGUAAUUUAUCAUCUGUUUAGAUAAUCACUUGAUCUUGUUUUUUUUCUCUUCGUUUCUCUAUUUAAACCAUCUUUCUGCUA